Messenger RNA from Fraxinus pennsylvanica, 825 nucleotides. NCBI's taxonomy places the organism in Eukaryota, Viridiplantae, Streptophyta, Magnoliopsida, Lamiales, Oleaceae. The record is from the annotation of a GenBank genome assembly.
AUGGGUGAAGGUUCAACUGGAAAGAUGUACAAAGGAAGACUGGAAAACGGGACUCAAGUAGUUAUACGGUGCCUAACAGUAUCAAAAAGAUUUACAAUUCGAAAUCUCAAACUAAGACUCGAUUUGUUGGCUAAGCUCCAGCAUCCUCAUUUAGUUUGCCUCUUGGGGCACUGCAUCCAGAAUGAAGGAAAGGAUGAAUCUGGUGUAAACAAUGUCUACCUCAUAUACGAAUAUGUACCCAAUGGAAAUUAUCAAGCUCGUCUUUCGGAAACUAAUCUCGAGAAGGUACUCAAAUGGUCCGACAGACUGGCAAUUCUGAUUGGUGUUGCCAAGGCUGUACAUUUUCUUCACACUGGAAUUAUUCCCGGUUUCUUCAAUAAUCGAUUGAAGGCGAACAAUAUAUUGCUGAAUGAGCAUUGGAUGGGAAAGCUGAGUGAUUAUGGACUGUCAAUUGUAGUCCAAGAGAUUGAUGAGCACAAGGCAGAAGGCCUUAAAGCAUGGCAUAUAAAGAGCUUUGAGGAUGAUGUUUAUAGCUUUGGAUUGAUAUUAUUCCGGUCGCUUAUCGGCCCUUCAUUCUCUGAGAGAAACGAGGCAUUUUUGCUUAAUGAGAUGGUUUCUUUAGGUACUCCUGAUGGCCAGAGGCGAAUAGUUGACCCAUCUAUACUCACGUCUUGCUCUCAAGAAUCUCUAUCGAUUAUCAUAUCCGUAGCGAACAAAUGCGUUUCUCAGGAAUCUUCGACUCGUCCAUCUUUAGAGGAUGUUCUUUGGAACUUGCAGUAUGCAGCUCAAGUUCAAUCAACUGCAGAUGGAGAACAAAGAUCUUGA